AAUAUGGUCAUCCAUGACAACAAACUCAUAUAAAAUUGCAUAUAAAGUUUGAGAAGCCUUUAACAGUUUUUUGCAUUGGUCUUGCUUGCUGUAAGACAUGGAGAAAAUAUGCCGCUUUUGCUUAAGCGACACCGAAACACUUGUCGAUAUAUUCGACGAUCGAGAGAAGUCCGCGGAGGAGCCAAGCUUGGCAGAAAUGCUGAACGAGUGCGUCGAGAGCAAAGUGAAGAGCGAAGAUAAACUGCCCAAGAAGAUAUGCUUGCCAUGCCGCUCGGAUGCACGGACAGCGUUCAAUUUCAAGCGCAGAUGCGAGCACAGCAACAAGUUGCUCACUCUCAAGGUGGAGAAGGAGGAUGUGGAUGUAGAUUUCAAGCGCAGAUGCGAGCACAGCAACAAGUUGCUCACUCUCAAUGCGGAGAAGGGGGAUUUGGAUGUAGAUUUCGAUGCGUUCUUUGAUAUGCUCGUGGAUGAAGAAUGGGAACUGCCAAAGAGAAUAUUAGACGAGAAUUGCAUCAAAAUCGAUCCCGAUGCGAGUCCGAAGCCGGACGGCGGCAGUAACGAAGAGAGUAAAGUGUCGAAGAAUCUGGAGCCCAACAAGACGCAUACUGAGGAUCAAGAGUUGGAGAGUGUUUACUCUGCGGAUAGCUUGGAGCAGGCAGAUCAGUCACCGCAUAAUGAGAACAAUAAUUCGAUAUCAAAUCGAUACCCAACUCGGCAGUCCAAACGAAAGAGCUACAUAGAGCUUGUACCGCAAUCGGACACGGACAGCAACUGGUCUGAAGACAUGUCAGCAUAUACCAAUUCGGAAGCAGGUGAAUCGCAGAAGGAGACACAACAGGGGCAGGGGGAACUAAGCAAGCCAAGCAAAAUGAAAGACCCCAAAGAUCGUCCACAUGAGUGUCCGGAAUGCCACAACUCCUUUAGGCGGCUUUCGACCCUGCAGACACAUCAGCGCACUCACACCGGGGAGCGUCCGUUCAAGUGUCCGCACUGUCCGCGGGUGUUUGCCCAUAGCUACCACAUCAAGGAUCACUUGAAUAUCCAUUCGGGCGAACGGCCACACAAGUGCCCCCAUUGCCCGAAGGCGUUUAGCCAAAAAUCGAAUUUAAGAGCACAUAUUUACACACACGCCGACGGCAAACUGCGUCCGCACAAAUGCGGCUAUUGCACGAAAACUUUCGUCCGGAAUUAUGAUGUCAAGGUGCAUCAGCACCUGCACACCGGCGAACGUCCAUAUAAGUGCAGCCACUGCUCGAAAGGCUUCAAUCGUCGCCGGGAUCUGUCGCGUCACGUUCGCAUUCACACGGGCGAACAUCCAUUUAAGUGUCCACAGUGUACCUUGGAAUUCUCCAGGAGCGACCUACUGAAAAUCCACCUACGUCGACACACCGACAAUAUUGGCCAAGGCGCCAAAAAGGCGGGAAAGACUUAAAUUAAAUAUUAUAAAUGAGUAAUUUGCUAACGUCUAUAAAACGUAGAAUGAAAUCAAUAGUUGGUUAUCUAUUUAUGAAAUGUUUUGUAUUAAGCAAAUAUUUGAUUUCAACAUUUUGUAAAUACCUAUGGAACAUCAUUCACUUUCGAAUAUAUUUAGGUUUAUUUAAAAUAUAUUUAUACAUGCAUAUAUAAUUUUUAAAUAACAAUAAUUUAAGCUUUUUGAAAUGGAAAGUUCUUUUUGAGAUAUUGCCGUUAACUGGUUUAUUGACAUAAUAGGAAUAUGAUGUACAUAUAGAAAUUAAAUAAUGGAAAAUUAAAUUGCAUUUCGGAUAUAU
Molecule: messenger RNA, 1769 nt
Organism: Drosophila grimshawi
Lineage: Eukaryota; Metazoa; Arthropoda; Insecta; Diptera; Drosophilidae
Product: zinc finger protein 1 homolog
Exons: 1
Coding region: 98-1432 (444 amino acids)
Biological process (GO): regulation of transcription by RNA polymerase II
Cellular component (GO): nucleus
Molecular function (GO): RNA polymerase II cis-regulatory region sequence-specific DNA binding; zinc ion binding; DNA-binding transcription factor activity
Source: RefSeq, a predicted model, not a curated record